Dinoponera quadriceps is the source of this 1416-nucleotide messenger RNA. Its product is annotated as leukocyte receptor cluster member 1 homolog. The record is from RefSeq and is a predicted model, not a curated record. The coding region runs from base 355 to 1281 and encodes 308 amino acids. Lineage: Eukaryota; Metazoa; Arthropoda; Insecta; Hymenoptera; Formicidae. The transcript has 3 exons.
UGCGCGGCAAGAAGUGACGCGAUAACCAAUCAACGUGCCAUUCUUCCACAGAACUAAAAGUUUAUUAGCUGCUGCGUCGCUUCUUGCCGUGCGAUAAGUAUUUCCGCGUUCUAUAGACUAAGCCAUAAUUCAGGAAGUUCUUCGAAAAAGAACAGACUUAUCGGAACGAAAGGCAAACAUGUUAUAUACAGCUAUCUCUGUUAGAACAUUAUUUAGUGCAAGUUUUAUCAGUGUUUAGUAUCUAACAGAGUUUAUAACAAUAUUCACAAUAUGUGUAAUAAAUUAAAAUAUCCUCAUUAGUAAUCUUAACCUAACUUGUGACAUCAAAAUAAUCGUUUCUGUGCAUCAUUGACAAUGAAUAUUUUACCAAAGAAAAGGUGGCAUGUUCGAACGAAAGAGAAUAUCGCUCGUGUACGUCGAGAUGAAGCUAAAGCUGCGGAAGAAGAAAAGAUUAAACAAGAGCGAAUUCAAAAAGCUGAAACAGAGGCGAAGGUAAACUUUUUACGGGAUCAAGCAAGAUCCAAAUAUGAUGGUCGUGAAAAAACCAUUGUUAGUAACGUAAAAUUGGAGCAUGUCAACUUCUUUGCUGACCUAGAAGAUGGCAAGAUCGACUAUAACAGGCCAAAUGCUAACCAUGAGAGAGAGAAGAAGGAGGAGAAGGAAAAAUAUGAAAAACAAAUCGGUUAUUUGACAUAUCUGGGACAAGAUACAAAUGAAGCAACAGGAAAGAAGAACUGGUACGAGGAAUUACCAAAGAGGCUGGUGGAUAUGGAGAAGAAUGUAGAAAUAGAAACAAAGAAAAAAACUUUGAUCGAUCCAAUGGUUGAUAUAAAGAGGUAUCUGACUGUUAUGCGUUCUGAAUCUGCCAAAGAUCAACCAACAGUAAAGACAGAGGCUGUUAAACGAAAAUAUGAUUCUGACAAUUCUUAUUCUGACCAAGAGAGUCACAGCUCGCACAAGAAACAUAAAAAAGAUAAGAAACAUAAGAAACACAAGAAAGAAAAGUAUAAAGAAUCGAUCAAGAAGGAAACUAAAAGUCAGAGCAAUGUAGAUAUAGAGAAAUUGAGGGCAGAUAGAUUGCUGAGAGAACAAAGCGAAAAACUAAGAACCGAAACACUAAUGGCUAAAGUAAGAGGUGACCCAGUGCCUGUUAUAGCACCUGUUGUAACUCUUAAACCUGCGAUAAAGCAGAAAUAUAAUUCGCAAUUCUUUCCUGAAAUUGCUAGGCAAAAUGUGGAGAGAACACCCAACAAGUAUAAAUUGACGAAUAUCGACUCUUGAACUAUAUUUUUAUCGUUUUUGUUUCUGAAUGAUUUAUACUUGUAUCAUAUAAUUGUUGCAGUAAUAUUUCUAGUGUUAUGUAUUAUCUACCAAUACGCAAAAAAUGUACAAGUAUAUUAUAUAUAUAUAUAUAUA